This is a messenger RNA of Brassica rapa (field mustard), 995 nucleotides long. Its product is annotated as nuclear transcription factor Y subunit B-3. Gene Ontology annotation, cellular component: CCAAT-binding factor complex; nucleus. Gene Ontology annotation, molecular function: protein heterodimerization activity; DNA-binding transcription activator activity, RNA polymerase II-specific; RNA polymerase II cis-regulatory region sequence-specific DNA binding. NCBI's taxonomy places the organism in Eukaryota, Viridiplantae, Streptophyta, Magnoliopsida, Brassicales, Brassicaceae. Gene Ontology annotation, biological process: regulation of transcription by RNA polymerase II. The record is from RefSeq and is a predicted model, not a curated record.
UUAUUUUUUAAUUUGAAGAUAAGGUAAGGAUCGAAGCCAAGGGCUCAAGUCUCUCUUUCGAUCUAACGGAUAUGAUCAAAGCCACGUGUAACAAAUCUUAUCGACAAACGAACGACCAAUAACUACUCACGUGUCACCACGAUCCGAUUAUUAUCCUCUCGAUCCAACGGACCCAAUACACUCUCUCUUCCUCUCUCUCUCUAGCGGCGACCUCCGAUUUACCGUUAGAUCUGAGAUGGCGGACUCCGACAACGAUUCUGGCGGCCACAAGGACGGAGGCGGCGCGUCGUCGCGUGAGCAGGAUAGGUUUCUGCCGAUCGCGAACGUGAGCCGGAUCAUGAAGAAAGCAUUGCCUGGGAACGCGAAGAUCUCCAAGGACGCGAAGGAGACCGUGCAGGAGUGCGUAUCGGAGUUCAUCAGUUUCGUCACCGGCGAGGCGUCGGACAAGUGUCAGAGAGAGAAGAGGAAGACGAUCAACGGCGACGAUCUUCUCUGGGCGAUGACGACGCUGGGGUUCGAGGAUUACGUGGAGCCGUUGAAGGUGUACCUGCAGAAGUACAGGGAGGUGGAAGGGGAGAGGAUGACGACGGGGAGACAGGGGGAUAAGGAAGGUGGCGGCGGAGGAGGAAAUGGAAGCUCCGGGGGAUCCGGAGGAGGAUACAAUGGAGGAGGAGGGAUGUACGGUGGGAUUGUGACGAUGGGGCAUCCUCAUCAAGGACACGUGUACGGUGGAAGUGGGAUAAAUUAGAGAAUCAGCAAUCUCUCUCUGUCUCUGACUCGGUUAACUCGAAAUGGCUCUCACAGGAGAAUGCUAUAUGCAAUGUAAAUGUAUUAUCUUUCUAUCUCUGCUUGCUAUGUUCUUUUGCAAGCUUGUGUUGUUAAUUCGUCUUUGUUAUUGAUUUUAGCCCCUCAUGGUGCAACAAGUGUAUGUUCUUAGAUGAUUCUAAAUCAUUUUGUAUAUAAUUAAGGUAUUGCACACAAAGAGUUUCUUUUUA